AUGGCUUUUGCGGCUGCCCUGACGGAGAAACGUGGACCAAGGGUGGGCGAUGCAGCAUCACUAUGGAACUUCACGCCUGCCCCAGGUUGGACCGGCGAGGAAGUCCAGAUCCUGCGGCUCUGCCUCAUGAAGCAUGGCGUGGGACAGUGGCUCCAGAUUUUGGGAACCGGACUGUUGCCAGGCAAACUGAUCCAACAGGUCAACGGCCAGACCCAACGCCUGCUGGGUCAACAAAGUCUGGCAGCGUUUACGGGACUGCGGGUCGACGUAGACCGGGUACGAGCUGACAAUGAGGCUCGUACGGACGCUACGAGAAAGGCGGGCCUCAUCAUCUACGAUGGGCCCACACUGACCAAGGAGAUGAAGGCAGAGCUGCGAGAAGAGGCGCAACGGAAGUACGGCCUGACUCCGGAGCAGCUUCAAAAGGUGGACGAGCAACUCGAGGAGUUGAUGCGAUUUGCGGCUACCACCGCCGCCACAGCUGCAGUCGGCAGCUCUGGUAUGGUGACCGGCGUUGCCGGCACGGUCGCUGCCUCUGUGGGCGGGUUGGGGCCUUUGAGAAGCGCACAGGCUCAUGCCCAAGCUGUAGCACGGCUUGACCCGGAACUUGGCCGCCUCCUAGCCGUCCCUAUGGAUGAGCUCUCCACCGAGCAGCUAGUCCAACUGCUCAAACGGCUUCGAAAUCGACUAGCUUGCCUCGUCGACCGCUGCAAUGACCGAGCCUCGUUGCCGCCGCGGUCGGGUCCACGCUGGAAGGGCGAAGGAGAGGCCGCCAUCCUCCUGGACGCAGCAGCAGCCGCGGCAGGAGCGACGGGGGUUGCAGGAGCAGUAGCAGUAGCAGGCGGGCCGGGCUGUAGUCGGGCGGCGCAGCAGGGGGAGGGCCUUGCGGCAUCCGUGGCGAGCAGGCAUCACUUGACAGAAGCCACUGCUUGUCGGGUGCGGAGUGGCACCGCGGCGGCGGCACCCCGCCCACCCGCAUCAGGAUCCGGGGCAACUCGCAAGCGCGGCAAGCCCAGCCGGACCCGCGGCAGCGGCCAGGGGGACGGCGGGGACUGGUCGGGCGGUGAGGAGAACGCGGGGCCAUUGGAAGGCGCCAAGCGCAGGGCAGAGAGUUCACGGCGGGGUACACGCGCCAAGCGCCCUGCCCGAUAUGACAAGUACGUCGACGACGCGGAGUACGAAGAGGUCGAUCCGGAUGCUGGUGUAGCAGAGACCGUGGUUGACCCGUCGGAGGCACUCAACACGUUGACGGCGAUGGGCUUCACGCCACGCAAGGCCCGCGGAGCGUUGCGGGAAUGUCACUUCAACGUAGAGGCGGCGGUGGAGUGGCUAUUUGCAAAUUGCGUUUAAAGUUGGCUCAAUGCUCGUCAUGAAUUCCUGGGCAUAACUAGCCUUAUUUGCACCAAUAGGCAAUUCACCGCAAAACUGCAGCACGGUUUCUAGCUUAUUGUGCAGGCAGGCUAUUUGGUGCUCUAGGGGCCCCGGGAGACGGAUAUAUUUCGUCCCUCUUUCUGAGUAGUAUUGAACGCCACGAAAUGCGAGUGUAACAAAGAGAAGUAAGAAGAAA
Messenger RNA from Volvox carteri f. nagariensis, 1567 nucleotides. RefSeq lists its product as uncharacterized. Gene Ontology annotation, molecular function: protein binding. The coding region runs from base 1 to 1350 and encodes 449 amino acids. NCBI's taxonomy places the organism in Eukaryota, Viridiplantae, Chlorophyta, Chlorophyceae, Chlamydomonadales, Volvocaceae. The transcript is spliced from 9 exons. The record is from RefSeq and is a predicted model, not a curated record.